AUGUGGCGUAAAUUCACGGCUGAUAGCCCGACGACAGACAGACCUGCUGGCAUAACAAUGGCAGAGGUGUUCUCGCCAAUGUUAGAGCCCACUUCACUCGAAGCUACCAUUUCAGAAUGCUCACUCGAAGCGAAACCGUCUGAUAUUUUUACACAAAAACUCAAAGAAAGAGUGCUCUCUUGCUGCUACAUUAUGUUGAUUAUGUUUAUUCCUAUUGUCAUUUUUGUCCUUGUUUUGGAAUAUCGGCGACUUAUGUUGACUGAUCCUGAACCCUAUAUUGCAAAUGGAACAUUCCAUUUGGCCCAUACAUCAUGUGGACCUGUGCAAGGGAUGGCGCUAGAUGGUGGUUUUGAAUUCCUUGGUAUUCCAUAUGCCAUUCCUCCUGUUAGCCACAGCAAAUCAAAACAUGCAUCUGAUGAUGUUGAUUAUACAUGGAUGCCUGGGACUCCUCCAUUUAGGCUUGAACACUGCUGGAAAGAUGUACUGAAAUAUCCGAAAUCGAAACCGCAAGAUUGUCUUCAAAUACGGCCUUCCUCGAAAGGAAAUUUCGAGACUUAUGGUAGCCAAGACUGUCUCACUCUUGAUGUAUAUUCCCCUAUUAUUGGUUACGACACUCCAUCGCCGGUGGUUGUUGUGAUUGCUAUUCCAACCCUGUACGGUGGCUGGACUGAUCAAGCACAUCAAGAUCAAGCUACUCCGUCCGCUGCGCUAGCUAAGGAGAAAGGUGUUGUAUUUGUGGUCCCGCGGUUCCGCCUUGGGCCGAUGGGGUUCCUUCCACGCCUCCUUCUUAAUGACACCUCGUCUGUUAUCAAGGAUAGCACUAGCUUCCAGGAUUCGGUUCUCCAGGCCCAAAAAACCCAGUUGAAACUUGAAAAGUCGUACAACCUUGGCUUGACCGACCUGUUUGCAUCGCUUAUAUGGAUUUCAUCUAAUAUUGAGCAUUUUGGUGGAGAUCCCAGUCUUGUCACGUUACUUGGUUGGGGAGCUGGAGCUGAUUUGGUAAACUCCUUGACGACAUCCAAGCACCCUGAAAAACACCCUUAUCUUUUCACGCAAGCGUGGGUGACGCACGGUCAUUUGACACAAGUUGAAAAUGAAGUGCAAUUUGAUGUAUCUAAAAACCGAUCUGACUCGGUUUUCAAAGCUGGCUACAACCUAUGGUCAAACAGUCCAUGCAAUUCAAAAAAUUCCAGUUACGACCCCCUCUGUUUAAUUUCAUUGCCACCGCGAAAGAUUUUGGAAUCAGUUCCGCACGAAUGGCUGAAACCUUCCGGUCAUUCCUGGCUAGAACCGGAUAGUUUUGUUUAUCGCCAAUCUGCCAAGGCCGUUUGGUCCAAGGGACAUCCACCUUACGAUUUUCCAUUAGUGCUUGGAUCCACCGUUCAUGGCGAUGCUGAUACGCUUUCCGACUGUGAGGCGAUCGAAAAUCAAGUGGCUACCGAAAUCGCCACACUUCGCCAUUCCAAUUCAGCCGAAUCGGCUAAAUCGACCGAGUCUAUCGAAUCCGGCGAAUCCGCCGAAAAUAUGAUAACCCGCGGCAAUUCAACGGACGUCCAAGAGGAGCUUGCCCGGCUAAGCACAACUCAACUGACUUGCCCUCUCUGGAAUCUGGCACAAAAAGCCGACCAGUCUUUCAAUAGCGGGGUUUUUUUCUACCUGGUCUCGUUUGAGGAGACGGUACCAUGUCGGGACGGGACACGCCUGCGCCUGGCCGGAGGGUUGUCGGAUAUCAGCGCCAUCUUAGGACGUUAUCGUCAUACGGACAAAGCUUCCACUCGUUUCGCAUCUCAUUUCCAAGACGUUUUUUAUGAUUUUGUUGUCGACGGGACGUUGCCGGGUAAAGUUCGUGCCAGUCAAGGCCUUUAUGAUUUUGGAGAUAUCAUGCAAAUGAGGACGAGUUAUCCACAAUGUGCCGCCGUACGGCAAUGAUUGCCAUUCUUUCCAGUUGAAUAUUAAUGACUACUAGUGUAUCACUGUCUGCAUUCCCGUCGCACUUUUUUAUUGGAGCUGGUUUGCACGCAUCGAACCCACUGACGCGGGUUUAAGUAAUUAUGUGAACAAUUUCGCACCCAGAUUGGCAGCCGUAUUUUAACAUGACGAUAAAAAAUUUUAGUUAUUCGUAUACUUCUUGUCUUCCCCCAUUUUAAAAAAAUAUUAUUUAACUUCUAGUCGAGAGUAUAAAGCACCGCUCAUAAUCUCUGUACUCUGUAGUAAAAGGUCCAUAUAUAACUCCCAUGUAAUACACUUACUUCGGUGGCUGAAUCGAAAUGCA
Daphnia carinata is the source of this 2272-nucleotide messenger RNA. RefSeq names its product neurotactin-like (gene Nrt). The record is from RefSeq and is a predicted model, not a curated record. The coding region runs from base 1 to 1929 and encodes 642 amino acids. The transcript is spliced from 8 exons. NCBI's taxonomy places the organism in Eukaryota, Metazoa, Arthropoda, Branchiopoda, Diplostraca, Daphniidae.